Molecule: messenger RNA, 856 nt
Organism: Xyrauchen texanus (razorback sucker)
Lineage: Eukaryota; Metazoa; Chordata; Actinopteri; Cypriniformes; Catostomidae
Product: adhesion G-protein coupled receptor G7-like
Exons: 7
Coding region: 67-789 (240 amino acids)
Source: RefSeq, a predicted model, not a curated record
CAUUCCUGUUAGUCAUUAGUCUUAUAUUAGUCUCAUUAUAGUUGUAUCCAGUAUAUAGCAUGUGCAAUGGAUUGCCAUCAGCUCUUAUUCUUUAUCUCAGUUGUUUUGGUUUGUACCAGUCUGACCCUAAUAAACGGCACCACAAACAUAACUACAGCAACAAGCAACAUCUUCAACAACCAAACGGUAUUCCCGCGAUCCAUCACCUCAGCACACCUCAACACAACUGUUCCUAAACGGUGCCAAAAUGGGGGUCGCUUAACUGCGGGGGUCUGCCUCUGUUCAGAUGAUUGGAGUGGAACUACCUGCACUAAAUCAAAUUUCUGCCCUGAGCAAAAAGGCACAUACACCUUUCCAAAAACUCUCUUAGGCCAGUUUGCUUCCUCCAAAAACCUAUGCCAAUCAGGGAAAAUAAAUGCUGGGAUCCCCCAGGCAUCAGCCCUCUGUAACACAGCUAAUAACUCAUUUAAUUUUCCAAACAUUCUAAAUUGUGAUUUGACCUUGGACACCAUUAAUACAGAUGUUUCUGGAGCUUCUUUGAAAGACAUAAACAUGUUAGCCUCCAGUACCCAGAUCCUUACAUCCAUACCAGAACGACUGACACCCUACAACAUCACAAAAGCAGCAGAGAUAGCCAACAAUCUGCUCUCCACUGGAACCCCACAAACCAAGGACAUCACUUUGUCAGCAGUUGCAACUGUCAGUCAACUCCUGAGUGCAAGUCCCACAAAGUACUCUAAUUCUAACAAUGUCUCUGCAGCAACUCUCUCUGCGAAAGGACUUAAAUAAUUUGUUGGUGCAGCCGAAUUUGGCAGUGCAGUCCAUCAAUGGGAAAACAAAGAUCCAACAAGUGCAG